Molecule: messenger RNA, 645 nt
Organism: Aspergillus clavatus NRRL 1
Lineage: Eukaryota; Fungi; Ascomycota; Eurotiomycetes; Eurotiales; Aspergillaceae
Product: nuclear transcription factor Y subunit beta
Exons: 4
Coding region: 1-645 (214 amino acids)
Biological process (GO): regulation of transcription by RNA polymerase II
Cellular component (GO): nucleus; CCAAT-binding factor complex
Molecular function (GO): RNA polymerase II cis-regulatory region sequence-specific DNA binding; DNA-binding transcription activator activity, RNA polymerase II-specific; protein heterodimerization activity
Source: RefSeq, a predicted model, not a curated record
AUGUCGACCUCCCCUUCGAAAGAACCUGAGGUGGAACAUGAAGCGCAAUCAGGCGAAGACCAGGAACAGAUGGAUAAAGAGCAGGAUCAAACGCAGAACCAGGGAGAAUUUGAGGUGAAGGAACAAGAUCGAUGGCUUCCAAUCGCAAAUGUGGCCCGCAUUAUGAAGCUGGCUCUUCCAGAGAAUGCAAAGAUCGCGAAAGAAGCUAAGGAGUGCAUGCAAGAAUGCGUGAGCGAAUUUAUCUCGUUCAUCACCAGUGAAGCUUCCGAAAAAUGCCAACAAGAGAAGCGCAAAACCGUUAAUGGAGAGGACAUUUUGUUUGCCAUGACCUCACUUGGGUUCGAAAACUAUGCGGAGGCCCUCAAAAUUUACCUGUCAAAGUACCGUGAGACUCAGUCCGCCCGAGGCGAACAUCCGAACCGACCAACAAGCAGUGGUUAUAACGCUGGCGGCCCCGUAGGCGGGCCUGGGCCCCAGGCUGGACGACCUGGUGCUUCUGCUUCAGGCGCCUUUCCUGAAGCUGCGGAUAGCACAAAUAACAUGAUGAACCCCGGCCUGGACCCCGCCGAACAGGAUACUUCAGCCUAUGGCUACCCUCCCAUGGUCGGCCAGCCUCAUAACGGGGCCGGAGGUGAAUCCUACUAG